This is a messenger RNA of Neodiprion fabricii, 1570 nucleotides long. RefSeq names its product mitochondrial tRNA-specific 2-thiouridylase 1. Gene Ontology annotation, molecular function: sulfurtransferase activity. Bases 263 to 1351 code for a protein of 362 amino acids. Gene Ontology annotation, cellular component: mitochondrion. The transcript is spliced from 8 exons. The record is from RefSeq and is a predicted model, not a curated record. Gene Ontology annotation, biological process: tRNA wobble position uridine thiolation. NCBI's taxonomy places the organism in Eukaryota, Metazoa, Arthropoda, Insecta, Hymenoptera, Diprionidae.
GUGGCUCGAAUUUAUAGUCCCCACCGGGAAGGCAGAGAGGAGGAGACACAACUUUGUACGUUGACAAGAUCUAGAACGACUGCUAACCCGUUGACUAGUGACUACUAACCUAAUGGGGGCGAAAUUGAAAAUGAACGAGGUAAAUUCAUCGUUAAGCGGCGCCCUCUGCGUUGCGCAACUCAAGUCGGGAAACGGUCGUGGAGUAAACAGGGUCCACGGAAUCUAAGUGAGGUUAGACUAGGAGCACAUUGACGGGUAGAUUAUGCGUUCGGGGAUCCGGAGGGUGGUCGUAGGCAUGUCUGGGGGCGUGGACAGCGCCGUGUCGGCCUUGCUAUUGAAGAGAAAAGGCUUCGAUGUCGUUGGAGUCUUCAUGCAAAAUUGGGAUGCAAACGAAGAGAUCGGGACAUGUACGAUCGAACAAGAUUACAAAGAUGCGGAACGCGUAUGCGAUAGACUUGGGGUGCCUCUGACUCGCAUCGACUUCGUCAAGGAGUACUGGAACGAAGUCUUCAGUAAUUUACUGAAGGAUUAUGAGAGUGGGUAUACGCCCAACCCAGAUAUCCGUUGCAACAAGUUCAUCAAGUUUCGCAGCUUUUUUGAUUACUCGACUAACAAGCUGGGUGCGGAUGCAGUCGCUACUGGACAUUAUGCAAAUACUAGUUUUGGUACUUACCUCCAACGCUAUGUCUCAAACAAAAACGUGAAACUCCUGCAAGCGAAAGAUGCAAUAAAAGAUCAAACAUUCUUUUUGUGCCAAAUACCCCAAGAUUCUCUCAGGCUAACUAUGUUUCCGUUAGGAGAAUAUUACAAAAAGGAUGUUGUGAAAAUUGCACGAGAAAACGGCCUGUAUAACGUCGCUAAUAAGAGAGAGAGUACAGGAAUAUGUUUCAUCGGUAAACGCCGUUUUCAAGACUUCAUCUCGGAGUACGUGGACAAAAAACCCGGUAACUUUAUAGACUUAGAUACCGGCACAGUCGUCGGAAAGCACAACGGCAUUCACCACUGGACUUUGGGACAGGGAUGUAGAAUCGGAGGUGUCCGAAGGCCAUACUUUGUUUUCCGUAAAGAUUCCAAAUCCAAUGAUAUUCUCGUGGUUCAAGGAACCAACCACCCUGCGUUAUACACGGAAUUGGCACUAACUUCAAGGGUUCACUGGAUCGACCCUGGCAUGGAAGACUUAGUUAAACGCCAAGGCAUUCUCAAUUGCAAUUUUCGCUUUCAACACACCCAUCCUCUCGUUCCGUGCAAAAUACUCCAAACCCUCGACAAUCGAUUGAUUAUCCGUAUCAACAAGCCACUUCGCGCUGUGACGCCAGGGCAGGUAAGAGUUUGCUGCGUUGUAUUUGGCUAACGAGUGCCUAGGAGGUGCACAAAUGCUGAACGUAGGACCGUCGCUUUACUCAUUAAAUCAAAGUAACAGAAAAGAUAUACAAGAGGAGCAGGAUGAUUCUGAGGAAUGCCAGAAUUCUUUAAAACGUCCAAUUCAGGAGGCCAGGCAUAAUUCAGUCUUGCAUUAAAAUAUUAUGAUACUUUUGUUACCAUGUAGUUGAUAAAAUAUUUAUUUUUUAAA